Molecule: messenger RNA, 366 nt
Organism: Rhizophagus irregularis DAOM 181602=DAOM 197198
Lineage: Eukaryota; Fungi; Glomeromycota; Glomeromycetes; Glomerales; Glomeraceae
Source: RefSeq, a predicted model, not a curated record
AUGAGUAAAUUAAGAGCGGAUAUAACAUGGAAACAUCAUAUAAAUUCUGAUUCUUCAAUUUUAACUUCAUUAAGUAUUAUUAUAACUUGUAAUGAAGAGGAAAAUAAUAAUGAAAAAGAAGUUGAAGAAAAUCUAGUAAUUAUUAAAGAAGAAGAAGAAGAAGAAGAAGAUUUAGAAAAAAAAUUUAAUAAUUAUUUGCAAGGAUGGUCAGAAAUGUUAGAAGAAGAAACUUAUGAAUUUGAAGAAAAUGAAAAUGAAAAUGAUAUAAUGCAUAUAACAGUUGAUGAUAUUCUUCAUCCUGCAAUUGAUCCUAAUGCUAAAUGGAAUUUGAAUUCAUUUUUUAAAGAAUUAGAAUUUCUUUUUUAA